CGGGGCGGGGAUAGGAAUUGGCAUGCGUAAAUAGCGCAUCAUUAUGAACAAAGUCAUCACAUGUCGUCGCAUCGUCGGCAGAUACUGGCAUCUGAUAAUGUGGUUUUGAUGAGGCGGAUCGCUAUCACGUGGCGACAUGACGACGUCUUCUCCUUUGUCUGAUCGCAAUGUUCGAGAUAUAGCAAAGCGGCAAAAUGUUAUAUAACCAGGCUCGUAGAGGCUAAAACAACCUGAAAGAGCGCUGGAAGCUCGUCUAUUGAAUAAUAUCUAAAUCACAUCUCAUUGGGCACAAGGCUCAUCCUCAAUGGUCAAUCUCUUACUCGACGAGCAGACAAGGUCUUGUCUGGGAUCAGAACGGUUUGCUAGGCUUGUCCAGUUUUCCAAGAAAGCUCAUAGGAUGAUGGAGAGCCACUUUAUAUGGUGGCCACCAGGAUCUCAAGAGAAUAACUUCGACUGGUCACGUGGUAGCACUUGUUGCGUAGACCCGAUAGCGGAUUACUUCACGUUGGAUCAUGAUAUCCUGAUCUACCACAGAAAGGCUCGAUUUCAGUAUCCUUUACAAUAUGUAGGAGCCUUCAAGACCUGGAUAAAUGCGGCAAGAACGAAUUCCGGAAGUCUUGCCAGGGAUGUUGAGGCUUCGCAUCCAUCAUGGCUCUCUUGGGCAAAGGGGAGACAAUCGCCGUUGGUCCUAGAGGUCCCAUCGUAUGUUCAACAAUCUGUAUUAGAUUACCGGAUGAACGAUACCCUGGUACGAAUGUCAGCGAUGAGUGCAAACGAAACGGGACAUCCCUUCGGUCUCAGCGCUAUAGGCGGAUAUCAGAUACCAGAGAGCUCGGCGCAGACAUGCUUACCCAGUGUUGUGAACACUCGAUAUGACAGCGAGCUGUCUGGCGGCUCGGGUCGUCACAAGACUGUCUCGUGGGAGACGAAACGGAAAAACCAAUCUACGUGGACAUCUGUGACCGUCAGCAGCAACAUCUUCAUGCAGCUGCAGCCACAGGAAUUCGUGGGAGGGAGUCUAAUUGUCGUUGGCACGGCAAGUCAGUACAAUGACCAGUAACCUUUGCCUUUCGGUGUAUCUCAGUGUAGAUCUACGAAGCGGAUUGGCGUGUUCCGUUUGUUCCUCCAUCCUGAAUGGUCUACGC
This is a messenger RNA of Filobasidium floriforme, 1145 nucleotides long. RefSeq lists its product as uncharacterized. Bases 305 to 1060 code for a protein of 251 amino acids. The record is from RefSeq and is a predicted model, not a curated record. Lineage: Eukaryota; Fungi; Basidiomycota; Tremellomycetes; Filobasidiales; Filobasidiaceae. The transcript has 3 exons.